Ruditapes philippinarum (Manila clam) is the source of this 1874-nucleotide messenger RNA. RefSeq lists its product as uncharacterized. Bases 42 to 1361 code for a protein of 439 amino acids. The transcript has 5 exons. Gene Ontology annotation, molecular function: protein binding. NCBI's taxonomy places the organism in Eukaryota, Metazoa, Mollusca, Bivalvia, Venerida, Veneridae. The record is from RefSeq and is a predicted model, not a curated record.
CAAAACAAACUGAACUCUCUUUGGUUUGUGAAUAACAAAACAUGGACGAUAUUUUAGUGUGCACUCUAUCCUUCACGAAGAGAAUAACGAAUUAUCUUCUAGUGUGGUUUCUCAUUAUGGGGAUAAGUAGAAGUGAAAUUAACACAUAUUAUAUGAAUGAUUACUGUAACUCCAAAUUGAACAUGGCAACGGAGAAGAUAGAUCAGUUGAAGCUAGUCCUUGACGACGACAACAUUUACAACAACAACAACAACAACAGCAACAACAACAACAACAGGGGAUGGUCUUGCGAAAUAAAGAUAGAAACUUGGUACAAUUCAUAUAACAAGAUUAUGUUCUAUUUUGAACAUCUUAACUUGGAUUGCAGAGAAGGUCAUCUUGAAUUUUAUGUUCUUCAAAAUAAGGACACACAUGUAAAAGGACUUGAGGACGAGACAUGUGGGACUGAGAAGCCAGAAGGGGUCUUUAUAGGAGAUACACGGUUUCUUAAAAUAAUAUAUACAUCUCUCAGACGUCCACGCAUCAUGACUGUAUUUUCCUUAAUAGUUACAGCAUUUAGAGACGAUACAUGCCCGGGUCACGCCCAUGAAUGUGAUAAUUCACGGUGCAUAGAUAAAGACCUCGUUUGUAAUGGUUACAAUUCUUGUGGUGAUAAUUCAAGUUGCUCUUCAAGCACGAGUAUUGUAUUCGGUAUAGUUAUAGCCUGUAUUGUCGCCAUAUUGUGCGUUGUUGCUUUAUGCUGUACGUAUAGACUACGACAAAAAGGCAGAAAUAUGACUAAUUGUGACAACGCACGAAAUGAAAACCAGAUACCAGCACUUAACUUUGAAGAAUAUGAGAGAUCCGGAUCUAACAGUCAAAUCUAUCAGAUCACUGCACUAGGAAGAGACAUAUAUUAUCUCCAAAUGGAUGGGCAUACUAAUCGGAACACCGAACAUAAUUAUCAUGAUGAACAGAUACUUCCACCUUGUUAUAACGAGAUGUUUGGCAGUAACGAAGUACAUUUACCAGCAGUGAAUGAGACCAAUAAUUUGACUCGAUCACCGGGUGGUCAAAAUAGUAACAAUAAUGGUGCAUAUAGCGAUAAUGAUACAGGACUUCCAUCUUAUUCAGAAUUAUUUACAACAAACUCCUCAGAAAUAUUUCCCUCACAAAGAGUGAUCCAAAACACGAAUGCAACACUACCGUUAUAUUCAGAAAUGUGUACACAAAACAGAUUAGAAGAUAGGCAUCAAGCGACACAAAGAGCGCAAAGUCUCAUAUUAGAUAUAUCUCACAUCUCUUCAGUAGAGCAGGGUAUAACAUCAGAUGAAAAUCAUUAUGAUCAACAACAAGGACAUGUUUUAGAAUCUAGUUUAUGAUAUUAUAUCAUAGCUAUCAAUAUGUUACCUUAAUUUUGAUAUCUACCUUAUUAUGUAUUGUCAGAAACCCAAACGAUUUUGUUUAUUGGAUGUCUCCAUGGUGAAUCCAGUUUGUAUUUUUAUAAUCAGAACAGAUCAUCAUUUUGGGCGUCCGUGGUUAAAGUCGCUAUUUUCAAACCACUUGUCCCUAACCGCUGUUGGUUCGAAUCCCGACACGACUUUGUAUACUUUUAUGUGACGAAGCUAUCCGGGUGGCUUACGGAACGUCGCUGGGAAUACAAAGGUACCCGAUCGUGCCUGAAGUAAUGCACGGAGGGACACCUACAGUCUUCUUCCAAUAAGUGACAUUCAUAUGACCAAACCAUUUUCACAUUAUUAAGAUGUGACUGAGGUGUAAAAAACAAUGAUAUAAUGGAAGAUAGGUCAGAAAAAAGUAUACUGCAAUGAGUUUUUAGUUGGCCACCAUGUAAAGGGAUACAUUUUGCAACCUUGCUAAUAAAUGUUAAUUAUUUA